Messenger RNA from Rasamsonia emersonii CBS 393.64, 546 nucleotides. RefSeq lists its product as uncharacterized. The record is from RefSeq and is a predicted model, not a curated record. The coding region runs from base 1 to 546 and encodes 181 amino acids. Lineage: Eukaryota; Fungi; Ascomycota; Eurotiomycetes; Eurotiales; Trichocomaceae. The transcript has 6 exons.
AUGCCUCCCGAUUAUGUUAUUGAGAUUACUUGCAUGCAGAACGCCUCGCGCUUAUCGGGCCUUUCGUGUGGACGUCGAGAUUAUAAGUAUGGAGGGGACAGAUAUGCCAACAUUGUUGAUUGCGAGAGCGUGAUGAGAAUGUUGUCAUUAUUGUCAUCCGACUCGUCCACGUGCUCGCUCGUUUCCGAUCGAGUGAGUCAUCGUCAUCGAGUGAUCCAGCCAUCUAUCUGCCUAAUUAUUACUAGCAGAUUGCCAUUUGUCAGAGAGAACCUUGGGGCCUGCUUGCAUGGAGCCCAGCCUUCUGAUAUGCAUAUGCGUGUUGCAUACGCCGGGGCAUGGGCACUAACUUCCAAGCCGGCACAGAAAUACAUACAGACUGGCUGUCUAGCUGGGAGAAAUUAUAAACAAAGAAAAAAAAAGCCAACUCAUUUUAUGAGUAUUUCCAACAGCAAGAAGACGCCAUUGCGAUUUUGUGUAGGGUCAUGCAGGGAGUUGUUCUUUUUUUUUAACUCUAUCCCGGUUCCAAUAUUGAUUGAUGGUCAAUAG